AUGGCACUGGUUCACGUAUCACUCCUGUGCUUCCUGGCUCUUGUGGCCUCGGUCCGUUGUGAAUCCGCGGCGAGACCCUACGUGCAUCCUGCCGGGACAAACUUCUCAACCAGAAACUUCACCUCCAUCCUCACGGUGCCCAAUGGGGAGAAGUUUGGAAUGUGGAUGUGGCGUGAAAUGUGUCCUGAGAACUUCUUUGCUGUGGGCUUCAGUCUGAGGGUUGAGCCUAACCAGUAUGGCGGGGACGACACUGCGCUGAACGGAAUCCGUCUCUACUGCGUUCAAAACGAAGACCGUCGUUUCCUCUACACUGUGGAGUCUCACACUGGACAUUUUGGUGACUGGACAGACCCACAGUGGUGCCCCAGUGGAACACUGAGCUCGUUCCAGCUGCGCGUGGAGCCCCACCAGGGCAUUUUUGGCGACGACACAACUGCCAACAACAUCCGCUUCCGCUGCAGCACCAACCCCACGCUGGAGGGCAGGGCCAUGAGCUGGGGCGAGUACGGGGACUGGAGCGCGGACUGUCGCGAAGGGGGCAUCUGCGGCAUCCAGACCAAGAUGGAGCUGUACCAGGGUGGACUGGACGACUCAGCUCUCAAUGACGUUCGCUUCCACUGUUGCACCAAGAGCCAGCAGUAACACACCAGAUCAGGGAUCAGCCAUCAACAACCCAACUGUCCAGAGGAUUUUAUUCAGAGUUUCAGAUUUAAACACAGACUGUACAAACGACAGCGAAGUAACAAGUCAAGAGCAAAAAUAAACCAUCAGAAUAUCCAA
Messenger RNA from Trichomycterus rosablanca, 780 nucleotides. RefSeq names its product vitelline membrane outer layer protein 1-like. The record is from RefSeq and is a predicted model, not a curated record. The transcript is spliced from 4 exons. Lineage: Eukaryota; Metazoa; Chordata; Actinopteri; Siluriformes; Trichomycteridae. Bases 1 to 642 code for a protein of 213 amino acids.